AUGGGUCAUCGAAGAUGGUUAGAAGCAAAUCAUCCAUUUCGACAUCAGAAUUAUCAGUUUGAUGGCACCAUAGAGUUGCGAUCUGCACCUAUUCCACCAACUGGAACUGAAGUUCUUAAACAAACUCAUGGAAUUAACUAUAUACCUGGUAAGGCAUCCAACAGUUCAAAGAAACGGGGAAGGGGGGAUGUUGGCAGCUCAGUGACACAGGUUUUUGAGGACGCUGACAACUUCGAGAAUGAUGACAGUAUUUAUGAACAGGAAAAUGACGAUGGCACAAACUCGGCAUUAUGUUCCAAAGUUCUAGAUCCCAAGGAGCUUGAUCAAUUGGAGUCUAAUGUUGCACUAACACUGUGCCAUAUGGAGAAGAUCUUUCCUCCUGGGUAUCUUGUGCGCUUAAAGGAAUAUGUACGCAAUCGAGCCUAUCCCGAGGGAUCGAUUGCGGAGGGAUAUAUUGCUGAUGAGUGUUUGACAUUCUGCUCGAGAUACCUUGAAGGAGUUGAAAUUGCUUUUAAUCGACCACAAAGGAAUUACGAUAUUAUACAUAAUGCAGAGGAGUACAAGUUCUCAUCUGGUGGAAGAUUUGUGGGGAAAGCUGAAAGUACUGUAGUUCAUCAUAAAUUAUUGGCACAGGCACAUCGUUAUGUCUUACUUCACAGUGACUUAAUAUCCGAGUAUCGCAGAGAUUUUUUAGUGGCUCAGCGAAGCGCCAACAAUAACAUUCAUCCUACUCCAAGGAUUGAGCAAAGAUGGUUGGUUGAGUUAUUUCCUGAAUGGUUAUUAAAACAGGUUAGACGUUGAAUCCUAUUAGGUCUUUUAUUAUA
Phoenix dactylifera (date palm) is the source of this 824-nucleotide messenger RNA. NCBI's taxonomy places the organism in Eukaryota, Viridiplantae, Streptophyta, Magnoliopsida, Arecales, Arecaceae. The record is from RefSeq and is a predicted model, not a curated record.